AUGGGAAAUUCGCAAUCAUCAUGCUCAGGCUCGAGCUCGAGUGCCGAUGCGCAGGCCAACGUCGAGCAGAUCAUCCAGAGUGAUGCCGUCGUCGUGUUCGCCAAGGUCAGCUGUCCUUAUUGUGCAGCCACGAAACGUCUGCUGCGCAAGAAAGGUGUUAAAUAUACGGCCAUCAAUGUCGAUGUCACAAAGGGUGGAACAGCCAUGCACAGCGCUUUGAAGCAAAUGACGGGUCAUCGAACGGUACCUUCCAUAUUCAUCGGGCAGAAGCACAUUGGCGGCAAUAGCGAGAUCCAGUCAAUAAAUAAGACUGGUGAGCUGGACCACCUGUUGAGAGAUGCUCGCGCGAUAUAA
Cyphellophora europaea CBS 101466 is the source of this 354-nucleotide messenger RNA. RefSeq names its product glutaredoxin. Gene Ontology annotation, cellular component: cytoplasm; nucleus. Lineage: Eukaryota; Fungi; Ascomycota; Eurotiomycetes; Chaetothyriales; Cyphellophoraceae. Gene Ontology annotation, biological process: cellular response to oxidative stress. The record is from RefSeq and is a predicted model, not a curated record. The transcript has 2 exons. Gene Ontology annotation, molecular function: glutathione disulfide oxidoreductase activity. The coding region runs from base 1 to 354 and encodes 117 amino acids.